AUGCCUGAAGUGAAAGAUGAUAAAACCUUCAAGCCUGCAGUAGUUCCUGUAACCCCUUUCACAGCCACAGGUGAAUUUACAGUUUCUCUUCCUGUGGCAGAGGACAAAGUCGACUUACAUUUGAACAUAGUGGACAGCCCUGAGGAGGACAUGAAGGUGCGUCUGGAUUUUGACAUACCCGCAGAGGAGAAGGCGUUUCUGAUUAAGAGGAAACAGGUGGUGUCUCGUGCGCUGCAGAAAAUAUUCCAUUUUCAAACGCCGUUGGAUCCCACCCAGGUGCCGACGGUGGCUGUGGUGUGUUCAGGAGGUGGCUCCAGGGCCAUGACGGGCACGUACGGCUCUCUGAAAGGGCUACAGAGCCUCGGCCUGCUCGAUGUCAUCACCUACAUCACCUCUGUGUCUGGCUCCACCUGGGCCACUGCUAAUCUAUACUCUGACCCGUUUUGGUCAAAAGAAGGCCUGGAUACCCCGAUAGCAUCUGCGCAGAAGAUGCUGUCUAAGAGCACAGCCAGUCUCUUCUCUCCUACACAGAAGCAUUAUUAUUGCUCCGAACUGCAGAACCGAAAGAAAGAAGGUCACUCCGUCUCCUUCAUCGAUACCUGGGGGCUCGUCAUAGAACAGCUCAUCUUUGGCAAGAAACACACAGCUACACUGUCUGACCAGAAGAAGGCAGUCUCCGAGGGCCAGAACCCGCUCCCAAUCUACACAGCAGUGAACAUGAAGAAGGUUCCCAGUGGCUCCACGGUCCCCGAGUGGUGUGAGUUCACACCAUAUGAGGUGGGAUUCUCCAAAUAUGGAGCCUUUGUCCCUGCAGAAGAUUUAGGGAGUGAGUUCUACCUAGGUCAUGUAGUUAAGAAGCUACCGGAAACACGCAUCUCCUUCCUCCUGGGCAUGUGGAGCAGUGUGUUCUCCAUGACCGUGACACAGAUCUGGAGUUCUUUUACUGGAGUGACACCAUCCUUCACAGGGGAAAAGGCAGACAAGAUCGAGACAGAUGAUAAGCGGCAGACGAUGGAUACCUUACGAGUCCGUUCAGAGGCUUCAGCAGUGAGCGACUUCCUGACCCAUCGCCCCAUCAUCAGCCGUGUGUUUAACUUCCUUCGAGGAUUUUUCCUGCACGACUUGUACAACAAAAGCCCAAAUUUCAACACCUCGAAGGAGACACACCCGGAUGCAUUUCCGAACAAGCUGACUCCGAUGGACUCCACUCUUGACUUGGUGGAUUCUGGAUUUGCCAUUAACACGGCCUGCCCUCCUGUGCUGCGACCCCACAGGCACGCCGAUGUCAUUCUGUCCCUCGGCUACUCCUGGGAUGAGGACCACUUACAGGUCAUGAAGGACACUCAGGAAUACUGCACUGAGCACCAGAUACCAUUCCCAAAGAUAGAUUUCAGCAAGUAUGCAUCUCAGCCCAAAAAGGAAGUGUAUGUGUUUAAAGAUGAAAUGAAUCCUGAUGCUCCCAUAGUGCUCCACUUGCCGCUGGUCAACGUCUCGUUCAAAGAGUAUAAAGCACCUGGAGUAAAGAGAAUAGGAAACAAGGAGCUAAAAGAAGGAAAUAUUGAUGUGAGCACUAAAUCCUCUCCAUACAUUAGCAAACACCUCACGUAUUCUCCAGAAGACUUCCAAAGACUGGUGGACCUCACGUUCUACAACACUGUCAACAAUAAAGAAACCAUCAUAAAUGUACUUAAGAACGCGCUGAACAACAAAACAAAGCUUGCUAGCAUGACCUCAGCUGAUGGAACAAAUAAAUGCAGAGUAAAUUAACCACUGGAGUAAGAACUGAAGGACAAAGUGAGUUGAAAGUAUUUGCUUGUUACCGAGUUUUAAUCGAUAUUACUCAUAAAUCUAUUUAUAUUAAUACACUAAUAUGUUACUAAUAAGUUAGUGACUACGUUUACAUGGACAGCAGUAAUCUAAUUAUGGUCCUUAUUCUGAAUAAGACUGUAUUCUGAUUAAGGUGUUUACAUGAGUCGCUUUUAGAACAUUCCUUUCAUGAUCCUGUUUCACGUGUUAUAGAACAUAGAUCAGUUAACAGCACACGUCAUUACGUCCCCACGUCACGCUGUCCGCCGUUCCCUCCAGAAUUUCACAUAUCGACAUACAGUUCGUUUUCGUCAUGGAACCGUAUACAGUUUUCUGUGUUUUUAUUUUUAAUUUUACGAACGCUUCAAGUGCGUCUGACACUGCGUACUUCCCUACUAUAUAGUAGCCGGGAUACAUGUCUUUCUCCUACUAUAUACUGUAGUAGGGAAGUGCGCGGUUUCGGACGCAGCCGUGCUCUCGUUUGCCGUCAAACGGUCGAGCGCUGCCGUGUGUGUACGUGUCCUGUCGCACAAUGCGGUGAAAACUCUCUCACGACAUUAAUAGUGUGAUUAAGGUGUGUACAUGUCUGUAACGCACGUCCAUAAUGCGACUAAAACAGGAAUACUCCACACGUCUUAAUUCCAUUUGUGUUUACUUCAAGUAUGACUUUAAUCAGAUUAAGGUCAUCAGAAAUCUCUGUUUACAUGCUAGUUUCUUAAUCAGAGUAUCGUCUUAAUCGGGUUCAUAUCGGAUUAUUGUUGUCCAUGUGAACGUACUGAUUGUUUCUAUAGUAGUAUGUAUGGUGGGCGUUCUAAUAAGCCAAUAAAUCUAAUAAACUGAUUAUAUAUUGCUGAUUUGAAGUUGUCUAGACACUAGAAACCGGGUUCUUGGUACAAGGACUUUGGGGUGGUGUUCGACUUUGUCAUGCUACGUCACAGCACCCUGGCAUGGAUUAUUUUCAUGUAACAGCAUGGUCUGUUGUAUGUUAUUCCAUUACCUGCAUUGAGGAAUUACUUGUGCAUAUUACUAGUGCUUGUACUUGUCUGUAAUGAGUUUCUGGAAUAAACUGAAUCU
Molecule: messenger RNA, 2880 nt
Organism: Ictalurus punctatus (channel catfish)
Lineage: Eukaryota; Metazoa; Chordata; Actinopteri; Siluriformes; Ictaluridae
Product: cytosolic phospholipase A2 zeta
Exons: 13
Coding region: 1-1767 (588 amino acids)
Biological process (GO): glycerophospholipid catabolic process
Cellular component (GO): cytosol
Molecular function (GO): calcium ion binding; calcium-dependent phospholipid binding
Source: RefSeq, a predicted model, not a curated record